CAGAAACAGCUCUGGAACUCAAACAACAAUUUCCUUCACCUGACGGCUAAAGACAAGAAAGUGAUUGUCGUCGGCGGCGGUGACACCGGAUGUGAUUGCAUCGGCACUUCCCUCCGACAGGGCGCUAAGAAUAUCGUGUCAUUUGAGAUACUCCCGCGACCUGGAGAUACUCGCGGUGCCGACAACCCGUGGCCCCAAUGGCCCAGAAUAUACCGCAAAGACUACGGCCACGAAGAGGUGGAGCUGAAGUGGGGAUCGGAUCCCAGAAUAUUCGGCAUCAAUAGCAAGGAAUUCCUGGACGACGGCGCCGGUAAUGUGAAGGGAAUCCGUUCCGUGCGGGUCGAGUGGACUCAAGACAACGGCCGAUGGAUUAUGAAGGAAGUGCCCAACUCUGAGCAGAUCUACGAGGUAUGUGUGGGUGUGGUGUGAGGGGA
Oppiella nova is the source of this 434-nucleotide messenger RNA. Lineage: Eukaryota; Metazoa; Arthropoda; Arachnida; Sarcoptiformes; Oppiidae. The record is from the annotation of a GenBank genome assembly.